CAUACUUCCUUGUUGGCGUGACGUAAGCGGAAGCUAUGUUGUAAACAUUCCAGUGCGGACAUAAGCAAUAUAAUCGCUCCCUUCGUCGUCGAAAGAAACAAUUAAGGAGACGUAUUUACGAGGGAAUUUCGUGAAAAGACUGCAGAAUCGACUGCAGCAAAAUAUGUCGAGGAAACACGCCGCAAAGCCGACACGAGGCAACAAGAAGAAUGAACUGGAGCGAAAGCGGGACGAAAGGGCUGCGAGAAGAGCCAUCGCCAAGGACCGCAAGAAUCGUCCUCAGGAUGCCGACGAAGGAGCCGAGUUUAUCAACUUCUCUAAUCAGCUGCAGGCGCUGGGACUGAAGCUGAGAGAAGUACCCGGUGAUGGGAACUGCCUGUUCAGAGCUCUUGGAGACCAGUUGGAGGGACACUCCAGAUCUCACCUGCAGCUCCGUCAGGAAACCGUCCAGUACAUGAUGUCCCACAGACAAGAUUUUGAACCCUUUGUUGAGGACGACAUUCCUUUUGCACAGCACUUAUCCAACCUAGCACAGCCUGGAACCUUUGCAGGCAAUGACGCUAUUGUGGCUUUUGCCCGAAGUCAGCAAGUGAAAGUGGUCAUCCAUCAGCUUAACACACCACUUUGGGAGAUAAACGGCACGGAUAAACACGUGUGCCGAGAGUUGCAUAUUGCUUACCGCUAUGGGGAUCAUUACGAUAGUGUGAGGCGCAUCGGCGACAACUCCGAGAGCCCUGUUCAGCUACGCAUUCAGAAUCUGCAGAACUCACAGGGCCAGCAACGGGAAUUCGGGGACGGCCAGAGAGGGCGACAGGAAAAAUCCUCCCCAGCAGGCUCAGAAGACGACAAUGUGAUACUAAGCUCCAUCAGGAACCGAGGGACACGGGGUGAUGAGGAGAACCUGCUGCAAUUGAGUGCAGCCACCAUUAAUUCAGAAUGGCUUGUAGGCUCCACGCUGAACCUGUCCUGCCAGGGUGACUGUGGACCUGGAUCCUGCUCAGUCUGCACAGAUGCAACGUCACAAAGCAGUCAACACAAACAAGCAGCAGACAGCAGCAACAUAAAUAAACUUAAGGUCUCCAACAAGCAGAGGAAAGAACAGCAGCGGCAAGAGAAGAAGAAACGUCAAGAAGAGCGCCAUCGAUUCAAGGCCCUCCACAGUAGAGGAGACCAGAACCAGAACGUUCCAGAAGCUGUCACUUUAGUACCAGCUCUGAACACACUCAGCAUAUAAGGUAACAACAACAAAAACAACCAAGGAACCCUACUGCUGUUCUCGCUGCUGGUGGCUGAUGCUUUCCACACAGUUUUGCAUAGAAGUCAAAUCUGACGCAGGAAGUCCAGUCGGUGACUUUCCUACAAACGUUAAAGAGUGCCUGCAGAACACGUGACAGACUUUGCCGCUAUGUAUUCUUUUUCUGAUUAGCAUUUUUCCUGUGUGUUUGGGUCACAUGACCACAUCCCUUCCUGUGCUGGACAUGGAGCUUUUUUUUUUUUGACCAUUAUUUCACGCAGCUAAGCACAUUUGUUUUCAUUUGAAAACAAUGUUUUAUUUUUCAAAUGGUCAAAUCCUUCUUCCCAGAUCCUUGUUCCAUCUAAGCAAAAAAAAAAGGAAGAACAAGAAGGGAGAGAGGCGGGGCAAACAACUAACCUAUCAUGCACCCUGUAUAAAAGGAUGUGGCAAUAAAUGUAUUCUUUGUGUGUGCAGCAAA
Doryrhamphus excisus (bluestripe pipefish) is the source of this 1712-nucleotide messenger RNA. It is a transcript of the gene otud3, whose product is annotated as OTU deubiquitinase 3. Gene Ontology annotation, biological process: protein K48-linked deubiquitination; protein K27-linked deubiquitination; protein K11-linked deubiquitination. The record is from RefSeq and is a predicted model, not a curated record. Gene Ontology annotation, molecular function: cysteine-type deubiquitinase activity. NCBI's taxonomy places the organism in Eukaryota, Metazoa, Chordata, Actinopteri, Syngnathiformes, Syngnathidae.